Lactuca saligna is the source of this 963-nucleotide messenger RNA. Lineage: Eukaryota; Viridiplantae; Streptophyta; Magnoliopsida; Asterales; Asteraceae. The record is from the annotation of a GenBank genome assembly.
AUGCGGAGAGCAGCCCAAAAUAAUAAUAAAAAAAAAACAGCUUUAGAUGCAGCUCAACACAACGAAAAACCAAAUGUCCUUCAAGAAACCUCAACUAAUUCAAGUUGCACACCAUGUUUUGAUCAUUUGAAAUGGGAUCGAAAGAGGAAAGGAUUCAAAUGUAAAACAAAAGGUGGAAGGAAGAAGGAAACUAACCAUAGUAAGUGUUAUACGUCAUUUGAGAAAUUUAAUAAGAAAGAUAGGUGUGGAUCUACACUGUUGCAUGGUAUCCAACGUUUGAUCGAGGUGGGUGGUGCCAUGGGACAUGAUGUUAGAGGUUGUCAAAAACUACUUAAAAUGAUGUUUAGAGAAGCGGGGGAGACUGAAAUAGAACGUGAAAAAGCUGCACGUUUGGAACUAGAAAAAACACCCCGUCUUCAAGUUCCGACUUCCAUAACCAACACCAAAUCUAUCCCCGAGAAUGGGUUGACUCGUAGACUUUCAAGUGCUAGUAGUUUAAGUAGCAUGGAGGAGAGUUUGUUUCUACAAGCAUCUUUGGACUCAUCUUAUACUUUCUCUGAAAGAAGUCCAAGGGAGCCUACUAAAACUCCUUUUUAUUUCAAGAGCAUGAGUACCCCAAAUGUUUUCCAUGCUGCUCUACGCCAAAAGGAGGGUGAACUCCAAUCUUACAUGUCUAGAUUGGUAUCCAUGGAAUCUAUUCGUGACUCUCUUAGUGAGGAAUUGGUUAAAAUGACCAAGGAGUGUGAAAAACUAAGGUCAGAAGUGGCUCUGCUUCCUAGCAUUAAGGCCGAGCUAGAAGCGCUAAGAAUCAGGCACUCUGCUGCACUAGAGUUAAUGGGCGAACGAGAUGAAGAGCUUGAAGAACUUCGUGCUGAUAUUGUGGAUGUGAAGGAAAUGUACAGAGAACAAGUUAACAUGCUUGUAAAUAAGAUACAGAAGGUUGAAUCAAAUCCUUUUGCCUAA